AUGACGGCCGAAGCCGCUUCUGUGACGCCGCUUUGGCUGGACGUUGAUCCAGGCCACGAUGAUGCUUUCGCACUCCUGCUCGCCGCCCACAGCCCACACGUCCACCUUCUGGGCGUCAGCACUGUCCACGGCAACGCCUCUCUCCAUCACACAACACAGAACGGCCUGAGCAUACUGGAAGCAAUCGGCUGCCGCCACAUCCCUCUCUAUCCUGGCGCCAGCAAGCCACUCGUACGUGACGCUGUGCACGCCGCCAGCAUCCACGGCGAGUCUGGACUGGAUGGAACCACAAUCAUGCCCAAGCCCGUGCGCGAUGCCGUCCGGGAUGUCGACAGCGUCGAGGCCAUGUAUGCCGCCUUGAUCACCACCCCUCCGAAGACCGCUUGGCUCGUUGCAACCGGAACAUUGACCAAUGCGGCCCGGCUGAUUCAAGAGCAUCCUGAUUUGGCGGCCCAUCUAAAAGGCCUCAGUAUCAUGGGCGGUGCCAUAGGUGGCGGCUUCACCGAUGCCCCGCUAGGAAAAGUCGCUGGUGAAGGCGAGAGAUUCGGUAACUGGACGCCGUAUGCCGAGUUCAACAUUUACUGCGAUCCCGAAGCAGCCCAGUUCCUCCUCACCCACCCGAUCAUCGCCCCCAAGACCACCAUCAUGCCCCUCGACCUCACCCACCAGGUCCUCGGCACCCCAGCCGUGCAGAGCAAACUCCUCGGCCUCCCCGGCGGCAUCCCAGCCCGCGACUCGCCCGACAAGCCGCUCCCGACGCCCGUCCGCGCCCUCUUCCACGAAAUCAUGACCUUUUUCGCCAAGACGUACGCCGAAGAAUUCGCCCUCACCGCCGGGCCCCCCCUCCACGACCCCCUCGCCGUCGCCGCCGCCUUCGCCCCCGACAUCUUCGUCGACGGCACCGGCGACAACGGAAACGAGCGCUUCGCCGUCACCGUCGUCACCGCCGGCGAGCACCGCGCCGACCCGGCCCUCAACUUGGCCGACGCCGAGGCCGUCGGCCAGCUGGGCCGCACGCUGGUGACGAGGGUUGAAGAAGGAGAAAGAGGUGGUGGUGUCCGCAUUCCGCGGUCGUUGGACGUGGCGAGGUUUUGGGAUAUGGUUGAUGAGGCGUUGGGGAGGGCGGAGGAGGUGUCGCCGUUGCCGGGGUUGGGGGUGGGGUGGUGGGGGACGAGGAUGUAG
This is a messenger RNA of Diplodia corticola, 1182 nucleotides long. RefSeq names its product uridine nucleosidase. Gene Ontology annotation, cellular component: cytosol. The record is from RefSeq and is a predicted model, not a curated record. The transcript is spliced from 7 exons. Gene Ontology annotation, molecular function: purine nucleosidase activity. Bases 1 to 1182 code for a protein of 393 amino acids. NCBI's taxonomy places the organism in Eukaryota, Fungi, Ascomycota, Dothideomycetes, Botryosphaeriales, Botryosphaeriaceae. Gene Ontology annotation, biological process: purine nucleoside catabolic process.